CGUCUGAUUGGCUGAGCCCUCUUGUCUCCACCCUCUUCUGAUGACCGCGGAGGAAUCUGAUUGGCCGAGAGGUCGUUUCCAGCCGUUAGACGUCCCAUCGGGGGGCGUAUCCGCGAGCGAGGCUGCUGGAUGGAUGCACCGCAGUAAUCUGAGCAGUCCCGUCAACACCUCCGUGCUAAACACCGGAAAGCAACAAUGAGGCCCAACAGUCAAGGACUCAAACACAAAUCCUCACAUGACACAGAGAGGGAGUUCGGAGGAACCCUGGGUGCCAUAUGCAUCCCUGUUUUUCUUCCGUUGACGGUGCUGUUCCUGAUAUCUGUGAGUCGAUGCCCUGAGGCCAGUGUGCUCAAGUGGCCCCCUUCCCUCCCCUCCACUGACCAUCUGUGGGACCCUCUGGCCCUCGUGGUUCUGCUGGGCUGGAUCUCUCUGCAUGCCCUCCUCUAUUUGAUGCCAUUAGGAAAGGUGUCUGAAGGAUUAGUGCUGAGGGAUGGAACGCGUCUCAAGUAUCCCAUAAAUGGUUUUCACAGCCUGUGCAUCAGUGGUGUGUUGCUGCUGCUGUUAGUGGGGCUCGGGGCUCCUCUGGGGUAUCUGUUUGAGCUGCUGGUGCCUCUGGCAGUGUGUGCAAUAGCAGUGUCAUUCCUGUUCUCCGUCUACCUCUACAUCCGCUCUUUCUGGGCUCCUUCUCAUGCACUUGCUUUGGGGGGCAACACAGGGAACCCACUCUAUGACUUCUUCAUCGGGCGGGAGCUAAACCCACGGAUCGGAAACUUCGACCUUAAAUAUUUCUGUGAGCUCAGACCGGGUCUGAUUGGCUGGGUGGUCAUAAACCUCGGCAUGCUGAUGAAGGAGGUGGAGCUUCGUGGUUCCCCCUCACUCGCCAUGAUACUGGUCAACUGUUUCCAGCUGCUGUACGUGGCAGAUGCUCUGUGGAACGAGGAGGCCGUACUGACGACUAUGGACAUUGUGCAUGAUGGUUUUGGCUUCAUGCUGGUCUUUGGGGAUCUGGCCUGGGUCCCCUUCACAUACAGCCUGCAGGCUGCCUUCCUGGUUGUGCACCCACAGGCACUAAGUUUCCUCGGAGCCGCCGCUAUAAUUGCACUCAAUGGUGUUGGAUAUUAUAUUUUCAGAAAAUCCAACUCACAGAAGAACCAGUUCAGACGAGACCCUUCACAUCCAAGUGUUGCAAGACUUGAGACCAUUGCCACAGCAACGGGGAAGAGGCUGCUGGUCUCUGGCUGGUGGGGUCUCGUUCGUCAUCCCAAUUACCUCGGUGACCUCCUCAUGGCCCUGGCGUGGUCCCUGCCAUGUGGAUUCUCACAUCUUCUGCCUUACUUCUACGUCAUAUAUUUCACCAUCUUGCUGAUUCACCGAGAGGACCGCGACGAGAGACAGUGCCGGGCCAAAUACGGACUAGCGUGGGACACCUACUGCCGACGUGUCCCCUACAGGAUCUUCCCUUACGUAUACUGAAGGGGUGAAACAGACGGUUUUAUAUACGGGACCAAAACUGUCACACAGUAUCCUCCUGACUCUCCACACAUACUCAGCAAUAAUGGAAAUCCUUUUUCAGUCGCACAAGUAAUAUCUGGUGCUCAUUUGCAGGAAGCUCACGAUUAAAUCAGUCUUCAAUGUUUUAGAAGCUGUAAGGAAUCUGAUGUAAGUGGAGUCAGUCUGUAUUACAUGUGUCUUCUGUUUCCUUGUUUGUAAAGCUGAAACAUUCCAGUACAAGAGGCAAAAAACAUCUUAUUUUACUGGGAAAGUACUUGAUUAGUGGUUUAAUUGAUUUGCUGAUUGAAAGGAAAUAAGUUGCUAACUAUUUCAACAGUAAAUUGAUUGUUUCAGUCAUUGAAAGUCAAAUAUUUGCUGGUUACAGCUUCUUAAGAAUUAUCUGCUUUUAUUUGUCAUUUAUGACAGUAGAUGAUGAGUCUUUCAGUCUUUCUGUCACAUCUGGCUCUGGGAAAUUGUGAUUUUUAGCACUGUCACAAUUUUUAUCACAACUUUUUAUAGGCUAUAAGAUUAAUCACGAAGAUAAUUGUCAGAUUGAUCAAUAAUGAAAGUAAUCUUCAAUUUGCAGCUCUAUUACACACCAGUGCCUUUUUUUUCAUUAAGUGACUGACUCACAGCAUUUUUACCAUGUUUGUGUUUUUACAAUGUCUCCUGUUUAUUGUUUUUUUUUUAAAUGUGUCAUUAUCUGGUAAAUACAUUUGAAAUAAAAAACAAAACAGACA
Molecule: messenger RNA, 2231 nt
Organism: Acanthopagrus latus (yellowfin seabream)
Lineage: Eukaryota; Metazoa; Chordata; Actinopteri; Spariformes; Sparidae
Gene: tm7sf2
Product: transmembrane 7 superfamily member 2
Exons: 11
Coding region: 196-1473 (425 amino acids)
Biological process (GO): sterol biosynthetic process
Cellular component (GO): endoplasmic reticulum membrane; nuclear inner membrane
Molecular function (GO): oxidoreductase activity, acting on the CH-CH group of donors, NAD or NADP as acceptor
Source: RefSeq, a predicted model, not a curated record